CCGCUUUCCCCAGUCACGUGAUUCUCCUCUCAACAUGGCUGCGCCCAGGCUGCUGCUUGGCACCGUCCUCGCUUGCUUGACGCUGAGGCUCUGCUUGGCCGUGUGUCCAGAGACGGGGGCUGUUGAUCCGGGGCUCGGAGGAGAGGAGGCCCAAGGCAGCUGUGGCUGCAGUACCAGCCGCGGAAACCGAGCCCCGGGAGAAGCAGCUUCACGGAAAUACUCCCGGGAAGUUCACCUUCCCCAACAGCCAGGCAAUGGGCCGAAAGACAAGGAUGAAGGCAGGCAGAUGGCCUCUAUUCCAGCUGGAGUGUUUACAAUGGGAACUGAUGAGCCUGCUAUACAACAAGAUGGGGAAUGGCCUGCAAGGAAAAUCCACAUCAACCAUUUCUUUAUGGAUCUCUAUGAAGUCAGCAAUAGAGAAUUUGAGAAGUUUGUGAAUGCCACUGGGUAUCUCACAGAGGCAGAAAGAUUUGGAGAUUCUUUUGUAUUUGAAGGCAUGUUGAGCGAACAAGUGAAGAGCGAAAUCCAUCAGGCUGUUGCAGCUGCUCCAUGGUGGCUGCCAGUCAAAGGAGCUGACUGGAAGCACCCUGAUGGUCCAGAUUCUAAUAUCGUAGACAGAAUGGAUCAUCCAGUCCUUCAUGUUUCUUGGAAUGAUGCCGUAGCAUUUUGCACUUGGGCAGGAAAACGGCUGCCAACAGAAGCUGAAUGGGAGUACAGCUGUAGAGGUGGCCUUGAGAAUAGGCUCUUCCCCUGGGGGAACAAGCUUCAUCCAAAUGGCCAGCAUUAUGCCAACAUCUGGCAAGGAGACUUCCCUACAAGCAACACGAGGGAGGAUGGCUACAAAGGAACAGCACCUGUAACAGCAUUCCCUCCAAAUAGUUAUGGCUUGUACAACAUUGUAGGAAAUGCAUGGGAAUGGACAUCAGAUUGGUGGAGCAUUAGUCACUCUGCAGAUACAGCGCAGAAUCCGAAAGGACCUCUAACAGGGACUGAUCGAGUAAAGAAAGGCGGAUCCUAUAUGUGCCAUAAGUCCUACUGCUAUAGGUAUCGAUGUGCAGCUCGAAGCCAAAAUACUCCUGACAGCUCUGCUUCAAACCUGGGAUUCCGCUGUGCAGCUGAUACUCUGCCUGACUACUUAAAGUGAUAAAGCCGACAGCUGUGGAGGACUAAGAAAACUAACCAAGGCCUUAAAGAAAAGAGUGCAGCUCAGGCAAAAAUGACAUCUCGCCAAAAAAGAAAAAAUUAAAAAGAAAUAUUGACUAUGUUAGCUAGCAAAUUUCUUUCUAUCACUAGACUGUACUUCUAUUUAAUUUAUGUAUGUGAAAUGUUUGAUUAUGUUAUUUGGGGAUCACAUCAAUUUCUAUUCAAAUCAUAAAGAACAGAAUUGUGUCCCUAAGCAUUUUUGGUUUUUUAAAAUAAAGGAGUAUCCUUCUGAGACAACAACUUUCAAACAUAGGAUAGAUUUAUAGUACGUUGAGAAAAAAACAUUGCUAGGUUUCCUUUAAUUACAAUUGUUGUAAUUAGGCCACAAGUGAAGAGAACCAGAAAGUAUAAUCCCGAGCCCAAGGAAGUUCAAGUCCCACUAAAAUUUGGUGGGUAGUUCAGGUAUGAGUUUCUUGACUCAGUGAUUUCAAUAGGAUGUAAAUGCAGUUAGCUUUCCUUGGGAUCGGUAACUUGAAAUAUAUUUUGCCUUGACCUCUGAGAUUUACAUCUGGAAGUGUUUUGCAAUAUAUUUUGUCUGUGAAAUGCCUUAGGAUCACUUGCUGUUUAUCAGAGGCCUCUUUCACCUUGGUGAGUAACAACUUCCUGAGCAAUCUAUUGUUUCAUUAAAUCGUGGAAUUGCAUUGGAAUGCCCCGGUGGAACCUGAAGAAGGUGGAUGGAAAUAUAUAUUCUCUUCAAGGAGGAACACUGGACAGGAUGCUGAGAGAAACUGUCAAGGACACAAAGUAGGAAGAUGUGUUUGAACAAUUCAUGCAAUAUACCCAGCUGAUACCUGCUGCCAGAUCUGAGCUUCUUAUACCAAGACUGCAACGCUAAGCACAUUUACUUGAUGAUGGUUGUUGAAAGAAAGUGAAGUUUGAAGUGGUGUUGUAUGUAUUCCGGGCUGUAUGGCCAUGUUCUAGAAGUAUUCUCUCCUGACGUUUUGCCCACAUCUAUGGCAGGCAUCCUCAGAGGUUGUGAGGCAUGGAGAAACUAGGCAAGGAAGGUUAAUAUAUAUCUGUGGAGAGUCCAGGGUGUGAGAAGAGUUCUUUGUCCGUUGGAAGUCAGCGUGAAUGUUGCAGUUAAUCACCUUAAUUAGCAUUGGAAAGGUUUGUCUCUUGCCUGGAGGGCAUCCUUUGUUCAGAGUCAUUAGCCAUCCCUGGAGCUCCUCUGCCCUCAGAGUGUUGCUUCCCAUCUACUGUUCUGAUUUUUGAGUUAAUACUGGUAGCCAGAUUUUGUUCAUUUUCAUGGUUUCCUCCUUUCUGUUGAAGUUGUCCACAUGCUUGUGGAUUUCAGUGGCUUUUCUGUGUAGUCUGACAUGAUAGUUGUUGGAGUGGUCAAGCAUUUCUGUGUUCUCAAAUAAUAUACUGUGUCCAGGUUGGUUCAUCAAGUGUUCUGCUAUGGCUGAUUUCUCUGGUUGAGUUAAUCUGCAGUGCCUUUCAUGUUCUUUGACUCAUGUUUGGGCGCUGCAUUUGGUGGUCCCUAUGUAUACUUGCCCACAGCUGCAUGGUAUCCGGUAGACUCCUGUAGAGGAGAGAGGAUCCCUCUUGUCUUUUGCUGACCGUAGCAUUUGUUGGAUUUUCUUAGUGGGUCUGUAGAUAGUUUGUAGGUUGUGCUUCUUCAUCAGUUUGCCUAUGCAGUCAGUGGUUCCUUUGAUGUAUGGUAAGAACACCUUUCCUCUGGGUGAAUCUUUGUCUUGACUCUCAUGGCUUGUUCUUGGCCUUGCAGCUCUUCUGAUGUCUGUGGUGGAGUAUCCAUUGGCCUGUAGAGCCCAGUUUAGGUGGUUUAGUUCACCUUGGAGGAGGUGAGGUUCGCAGAUUCUUUGUGCACGGUCUGUCAGGGCUUUGAUUGUGCUUCUUUUUUUACUUCUUUUUUGACUACACAUUUUCCGGCCACGCCGGAAAAUCUGGCUACCAGUAUUAAAAAACACAAAAAUCAGAACAGUAGAUGGGAAGCAACACUCUGGGGGCAGAGGAGCUCCAGGGACGGCUAAUGACUCUGAACAAAGGAUGCCCUCCAGGCAAGAGACCUUUCCAAUGCUAAUUAAAGUGAUUAACUGCAACAUUCACGCUGACUUCCAAAUGACAAAGAACUCUUCUCACACCCUGGACUCUCCACAGAUAUAUAUUAACCUUCCUUGCCUAGUUUCUCCAUGCCUCACAAUCUCUGAGGAUGCUUGCCAUAGAUGUAGGCGAAACGUCAGGAGAGAAUACUUCUAGAACAUGGCCAUACAGCCCGGAAUACAUACAAGAACCCUGCGAUCCCGGCCAUGAAAGCCUUCGACAACACAUUGAAGUUUGAAGCACUGGAUUAUAGUGGAUUGAGAUGACUCAGAUCCCUGUCUGCUGGGCAACCUUUCUGGUUUGUGUAACUUCAGCAAACUUGAAUGGUGUAUUUUCACAUUUUAGGAAACAUCUGGAGUUCCUGAUAAGAUACUGUUAGAGAGUAGUAGAAAUGCAGUGUGUAGCCUGUAAACUAAAUGUUUAUCAUCAUGCUGUUUUCCAAUUAGAAUAGGAAGAUUGAAGUGUUGGAUGCUAACAUAAAUUCAAUCUAUUCAAUGGAUUUAUUCUAGCUGAGAACAACUGCAGUCAGGACUUUGGAACUGUGAUGAAUUUAGUGAAACCUAUCAAAUGGGUUAGUCUUCCUGAAACAAAUCACACUUCAUUUUUUUAGCACUCCCGAAUUGUCUUCAGUAAUUUUUUUCUUUAGGAGUAGAGUUACAAUGUAAUCAACAGUCAGUGGUUCUCUGAAUAAUAUUUUACACAGAGAGAGACAGAUUGUGAGCUGCUACUUGUUGGGGAAAGUGAGGAAAAAUCUCCUGGGAAAUCUCAGUUUAAUAAACUGAUGACAAUACAUCUUUCACAGAUCAAGGUGCUCUCCAGAUGAUUUGGACAAUAUCUGGACAGUCAUUAGGGACCAAGGCAGUUGUACAAAAUAUGUAGCAGGCCUGCUAUUAUUCUCAGGUAGUGAUGUUAAUGCCACAACCAAAAAUGCACUUGAAGAGGUCUGAGAAACAGAACUCCGUAUUACAGUAAUAUGAACAGCCUGCUUGCUACAGAUGCAUAAAGCCAGAGUUGAAAAUUUGUAAUGUUUUGUGGGAACUCUUAAGAUCAGUCACAGAGGUACAUAAAAUGUUUUUAUAGUGUUA
This is a messenger RNA of Anolis carolinensis (green anole), 4349 nucleotides long. It is a transcript of the gene sumf1, whose product is annotated as sulfatase modifying factor 1. Gene Ontology annotation, cellular component: endoplasmic reticulum. Bases 35 to 1144 code for a protein of 369 amino acids. The transcript is spliced from 9 exons. NCBI's taxonomy places the organism in Eukaryota, Metazoa, Chordata, Lepidosauria, Squamata, Anolidae. The record is from RefSeq and is a predicted model, not a curated record.